Sitodiplosis mosellana (orange wheat blossom midge) is the source of this 8370-nucleotide messenger RNA. RefSeq lists its product as uncharacterized. The record is from RefSeq and is a predicted model, not a curated record. Gene Ontology annotation, molecular function: protein binding. NCBI's taxonomy places the organism in Eukaryota, Metazoa, Arthropoda, Insecta, Diptera, Cecidomyiidae. The coding region runs from base 6121 to 8046 and encodes 641 amino acids. The transcript has 12 exons.
UAAACGGUUUCUAACGCUAAGUGGUGCUAAGACCUGAUAUUUAUACAGUAAAAUUUGCUCACUUUUUAUUUUAUCUUCUUCUGUAUUCGUUGUUUUUCUUUUUUGUUCUGUUUGCUUUAUUACAAAUUUGCAAAACUGAAGCAAUGGGCAUCAAAACAGCGACAAAUGCGACAAUAAGAUUGAAAAGAAGACACACGCAGAAAAAAAAAGAAUGUGCAAAAAAAAGCAAACGACAAAAAAGAAUACGAACGAAAGAAAAAAAAAGAAAAAAUAAUUAUCAUUUUGUAGAGCUAGAGCAGCAACAAUGAAAAAAAAACGUAAAAUAAAUUACCACGGUGUGCAUGUGUCAGUCUGCGAAUCUGGUCGACAGUUUUUUUUCCUACUCUCAUUCGUUAUGAUGUUCUUCAGAAUAAAAAAAGAACAAACACUGAGUGGCAAAAGCAUUAGUUUUAUGCAAAUUGAAUUGAAGCGAAGACAAAAAGGAGGAUAAAGAAAUAUUAAGAAAAGUACGGAUAUUGUUUAAAUAUAGAAUAUAGAGGAAAGAAUGCGUUGUAUACGGCAUAUUAUAUACUUAUUUCUCAUGUCUCGAGAGACAAAUUUAGUUGAACGAUUUCAGUUUUAUUUAACGAUAUAGAGAGGCUACACAUCACAUAAAACGACGAAAACAAAUGCGGAAUACGAUGGGCAAGUAGCAUAUUUACAUGAGAAAAGCGGUAGAGCCUCGACACAUACACACACACACAGAGAGAGAGAGAGAGAGAGAGAGAGAGAGAGAGAGAGAGAGAGAGAGAGAGAGAGAGAGGCAGUGACAGAAAAAAUAUAUAUAUGCAAGGAGGACAGUGCGAAAAGAGCGAGCGCGAACGAGUAAAAAUCAAAAGGCAAACGACACCGUACGUUAAUACACAUUUUAUAUGAAAUAGAAAGGAAUAACAACGAUGAUGGCGAAAAUUAAUAAUUACAUAUUUCUCCGUGGAGUGUGUUUUCGAAGCAAUAGAAAAGAGAGAUUCGUACCGUCAUACACGUUGAUUGAAAGAGAGUGCGAGCGAGAAAAUGGAAUAGAUGACGACGAGUAUCGCACGAUAUUAUUAUGAUGCUGUAAUGAUGUUCUGAUGUUCAAUCUACCGUGAGCGAUGUCCACGGCAACGGCUUGCACAUACCAGUUAGCCAGCACAAUCUCUCUCGAUUUAAUUCACCGAGUGUUUCUUGCAUUGGCGAAUAAUUUGUAUGUGAGCCGAGUAUAAUGUGUUCUCUAUUAAACAAUGCUUCUGUUCGCGAGCGCACGCAUAAUGUAAUGAUCAUGUUUUCCGCGCUCGUUUAUUCGAAUGGUUAUAUUCAGGUUCAGUUGCUUCAAUAUGCGUUUGUUGUUUCACCUUUUUUUUUCGGUCGGUCGGUUGUUCGUUCAUUUGUUCGUUCGCUGAUUGCCACUUCUAUUGCACCGAUCGUUUACAAUCGAGCUUGAGAUUUUUGCUCGGAUUUCACACAUCACAUUAUCCUAUUUAUUAGCAUUCUUUCGACAAACUAUAGCCAAAAACGAUUUGGUCAGUGGCAGAUACUCGAUUUCCUUUUCUGUCUCACACACACAGAGAGAGACACACUCUUGUGUGUGCAGGCAGUGAACGACUCCUAACAACGGCUACGGUUAGGAAUGCCAUUAAUAAGCCAGAAAUGUGUUAAUAAACCCAUAUUCCAGCAAAUUUUCAGCAAAUGAUUCAUUCAUAUUUUCCACACAGAGAGAUUUAGAAAGAGAGAGAGAGGGGGACAGAGAGGGACAGAGAGGUAGGCAGAGAGAAAGAGUAGCACAGUGUCGGGGUUAUGUUCGCAAUGACGAUGGUUUUGUGCGGCUGAAGAAAUCUAGUCUCUGGUCAGUAGUUAGCAGUGUUUCAUUUUACAUCUCAUCUAGUUUCAUUUAUUUAUAAUUAUGUGUAUAUUUUCUUGAUGGCACCGAAACAAAACCAUAUUCACGCGUACUCUCACUUCGGUGUGUGUGUGUGUGUGUGUGUGUGUGCGUGUGAGAGAGCGAGAAUCAUAUACACACAGGUUGUCCUUUCAUUUUUCGGCUGUGUCGUGCGAUGAACGUAAAAAUAAUUCAAAUAUCACAAACAUCAUUAUGCGUUCGUUCAGUUACGUGCUGAUGUGAUCUCGGUCUAAACGCGGCGACACUGUGUGCUUUUUAAUGUCCAUUUUUCAUGAUUCGAUGUCGUUCAUUCGUUGGUGUUGCCUUUUUCACACUCUUUCGCUCUGGCUUGAGUUUUUUUUUGCUCGUCGGUGCUGACACUCUUUAACACAUUUCAAUUCGAGCAUUUUCUAGUUGUGCGUUUUUUUUGCCCUCAUCUUCUCUAUGUACACAUAUAUAUUUCUCGGGGACUUUUUUUCUGGCGAUCACUUUGCUUGUUCUCGCAUCAAAUGGAUGGUGCGAAAAGAAUAUAGCUCGCGCCACACAGCCACACACACACACACACACACACACACUGACUCACACAAAUAUGUUCCAAAUUUUCUAUGGACUAUCGAGGUUCGGUCAUGUGCGAUGUUUGGCGUCCAUUUAGCGAUUUAACAACUACAUUUUUGUGGCUUUAUCCCUCGGCAAUUCAAAUUCAGCAUCGAAUGAAAGACGAAAUGUGCAUAUUUGCUCGUAAUGCCAAUGCCAACGAUUGCUGACUACGAGCUUCGAAUAAAUUUAUUCCAUAAUUCCGUUUCCAUAAUUUUUGCUCUCGUUUGCAUUUGGCCGCCCUUUUUCCUCUUCGUUUUUCCUACUCUCUCCCUCUCACUCUUUCCACCGCUUCACUUCUUUUUCUCGCUAUCUCUAUCGCUUUCACUCAUACACACAAAAUCCAUACACAAUCGUUGCUGUUAACGGCGACUUUCGACAACUUUCUUUUAUGCCCUUUUGUCACCCUUCUCUCAUUCGCAACGCAACACCAUGCCGAAAAUGACGAACGUCGGCAUUAGACAUUCUAUUGAGUAAAUUGUCGUUGGAAGCGAUUUCAAGAAUUUCAGGUUGUAUUUAUUCAGCAUAUCAAUGAAGAUUCGAUGCACAAAAUUCCGUGUGCGGCUCGGCUCGAUGGCAUGAAAGAAUACACCGACAAAAAAAUGUCGGUUUUGUUUUUCUCUCUACUCGUUUUCUUUUUUGGCACAAUAAUUAUGAUUGUUUUGAAUUUUGUACGGAACUUUUUUUCGGUGGUCGGCGCUCCUUUGCAUUUGUAUAGUGGUUGUUCUAUUAUUAUUGUGAUUUGUUGUUGCUGCUGCUGUUGCAGCGAAUGAAAGAGCGAAAAAACCGAAAACAAAAAUGCGAAGAACGACUAAAUUCCGUUAAAAGAGUACGAAACAAAGGGCAGGUCAUGAAAAGCAAAAAAAAGGAGAACGAAAUCGAGAAAAACCUAAUUGAAAGUGAAAUUAAAUUAUGUGCCUUUCUGAAAUAUUUCUAUAUCAAUAUAUCGCAGAAUGUAAUAUCCUACGUGGCGCGCCUGAAAAUUUCGCAUUGCCAAAGUGAGAAGGAGAUGAAGAGAGAGAGAGAGAGAGAGAGAGGACAACAGGAAGAGAUAGAGCGAAAGCAACGAAGAUGAAGAAAAAAUGUAAUAGAAGAAUGAAAGCUUUCAUUAUGUUAGGGAGCAAAAACUCUAUGUACUUCAACUUUAUUUCGUCAUUAUUAUUACUUUGUGCGCUGCUUAUCAAGAGAAAAACCUCUACAAUAUAGAUAACGAACUUAUGUUCGUUUAAACUGAAACAAACAGCCGCACAUCAUCUCCGGCAUUAUUUCGAUGGUGGCUGACUGGAUGUGUGCGUGCGUGCGUGUGUGUGUAUGUGUCCCUGUGCGAGCGUGUUCAAGUGUGUGUGUUUGUUCAAAAAUUUAAAAGCUGAAACCAAAAACCAGGCCAUCACACAGCAAGCAAUCUAAUGAAUAGCAUUAUAAAAUGAAGAAAAGAAACAAUCUCGGCGAAAUGGCGAGAAAGUAUUUUCAUUGAUAUUUUCCUCAGAGCACAAUGUGUCUCUCGUACUGUCUCUCUAUAAAACACGCUAAGUAAUUGCAUUAUGGUUUUUACUGUUGACGAUAUAAUAUUAAAAGUCGAAUAUGUGCGCUUUUUUAUGCUGUCUAGCAAUAUAGCGAGCACUAGAGAGAUAGAGAGAGCACAAAGCAAAUACACAGUCUUUCUCUUUCUCUCUCUCUCUCUCUCUCUCUCUUUCUCUCUCUCUCUCUCACUCAUUCAGCACACAUCGAAACGGAUCGUGGCCAAUUUCUGCCAAAAGACAAUCGGUCGGAAAAGGCAUCAAAACCGUAAACAAAUUUCGAAUCAUUGCCAUUCAAUAUAAUACGCACACAUACACUCGGCGAGCGUGUGAGAGGCUGACAAAAUAGAGACAAGAACAAGAGAGAGCAUUGCUCCAUUGACAUUCGGAGGCCCCGACAGCCCUGCUUAAUAAUCAAGUGAAAUUCCUGAGGACGAGUCAUUCGGCUCUUCGUUUCUCUCUGUCUCUGAUCGCUUACUGUAGCAAAUAUUGUGUUUUAACGAUUCGCAUUUCGAACGCCGCUGAUUCAUUUCUCUCUCUCUCUCUCUCUCUCUCUCUCUCUCUCUCUCUCUCUCUCGGUUGUCUUGUUGUUGCGUGAAGUAUCAAGGCCGACGGAAAAACUCAAUAUUCAUUCCAAAUAUCCAUUAAACCUUUUCGUUUGGCGCGCACUCUUAACUAUGUUUAUUCUAUCACUUCGACGAUUUAAAUCGAAGUGGUUUUUCGAAACGGCACGAAAUAAAUGAAAUGAAAAUGAACGAAUUUCAAACACUGUGCCGAUUGAUGAUUAUUGUAAGUGUUGCUGUUAUUUUUGCGUGUGAAAAAAAAUAGAAUAAAUGGCAAGAAGAAGGAAGGUAUCAAACACUUUUCGCAUUCAAGUGUAGCGACACAUUCAAAAUUACGCAAUGCUAAUGCGAAAACGUGGCGGCUACACAUCAUUGGGCUCGAAAGGCAAAAUCGUAAAUUGGAUUACAUUACAUUCAUAAAUUUUUGAACGCGCAAUGAACGAGUUUACACACGAAAAACACAACAGAACGACAGAAAAAUGCCAUCUUUCUUCUUUUCACUCUCGAGAGCAUGAGAAAUUGCGUAAAAAAGGGAAUUAACCUUCAAAUAAAAAUGUCAAGUGAUGAAAUGAAAGCAAUAAUGUACUUGAAUUCGACGAAAUGAGAAGGAAAAAUAAAAUCGCUGCGAGCAAGCGAGCGAGCGCGCCACUUUUCAGUGUGUCUUUUUUUAUUCCUUGGUGUUGUUUUUUUUUCUAAUUUUACUCGCCAAGUCAACUGAAGUUUAGCUCUUGCGCCACCAUGAACGAAACGAUUUGUUGUCGUUGCUCUACUCUCGUUUCACUGCUUAGUAUGCGAAAGUUUUACUUUUCCUAAUUCUUUUGUGAGUUUUUGUUUUUUUGUUCUUGUUUGAAAUAUCGUUUCCGAUCUUUCAUUUUACCUCGCAUUUUUUUGUUUUUUUUUCGUUUGUCUUUUUUUCUCUCUGUUCGUUUGACGAAACAUUCUUGCCACGUCAAAGCGUAUGCCAGAAUCUAUAUUUCAUGAAUGAACUGCUUGUUUGUGUAACCAGCUGUCGAACUGCACUGAUUGCUAUAUAUUCUUUACAUUUCAUUUUCGCUCCGCGUAUGUGUUUUGUGUCUGUAUUUUCAGAUGAGCAUCCUCUUCGGCAUUCAAUUAAUCACAUUUAAGGCAGCGAAAUUCGUUGUUCACAUGUUUCAAUUACAUUGGAGCAAAAUGUUACAGCCGAAUGAUAAAUUGUUGCGCGUGAAUUUUAAUCAAUUGAUCUUUAGUUGGGCUAACAAGUAAAUAGCAAAAUUGACAAAUUGGAUUUUGAAUGGAUUGGCGGCAGUGUGUUGAUCUGCUUUUGCUGCUGUUUGCCACUGCAUCAUUUUCUGCACCAACGUGGUGGUGUUGGUGGUGUUCGUCGUCAUCGUUAUCGGUGUUCCAGCGAUUAGCUGAUUCCUUGAAUCCGUUGCUGCUGCUGGUGCUCGUGCUGCUUCGAUUCAACGGGUUUGCCAACAAAGUGAACGGAUUACAGCGGCUACAUACGAGGUGGCCGCAUUGUGUACGAUUGUGAUUGGUGUGGAAACGGUUGAAUAUCGCCUCAAAUUACACAAUGAAACCGGGCUUUCUGCUCACAUUUCUUUUAGCCGGAUCAACAAUUGUGCAUGCAUCUUCACAAACAUCCAUCACCUUAGGAAAUAAGCUACGAAGUAAACGUUCACAGGGAGAACUUUCUGAAUCAUCAGAAACGAUUUGCGCACGGUUUUCAACUCCUAUGGAGAAUAAAACAUUCUUCAGCCCAAUCGAUACAACUAUGUUAAGCGAUACUUAUCCACCCAAAGUUGAUUGUAUAUUAAAAAUAACAGUAGACCCAGGCUUUGUUAUAAAGCUCGAUUUUCGCAAUAGAUUCUACAUCGAGCCGUCAGCAACAUGCGAAUACGAUUAUUUAGAGAUCCGGGACGGUCAAUAUGGAUUCUCAAAUCUGAAAGGAAAAUACUGCGGCAAUAAGUUUCCAGAUGAAAUAUUCUCAAGUGAUAGAUAUUUGUGGUUGCGUUUCCAUUCGGAUGAUAACAUUGAAUACGAUGGUUUCGAGGGUGUGUAUGAGGAGAUGCCGCGUUCCUCGAAAACAGAGGCAAUUGAGGAGUGUUUUUUCAAUACAGAUAAUCAAAUCGAAGGCAGAAUAGGGAAUCAGGAUAUAAACGAAACGUUUAUUAGGAAAGUCAACGAAUCGGCAAUUCCACUCGAUUGUUUAUGGAAGAUCGAAGUGAGACCAGAUUGGCAGAUCAUGCUAUCGGUUGAUAAGUUCGAUUUGGACAAGAAAAACGAUUGCGAUAGUAAUUUUGUUGAUAUUAUCGGAAGUGAUACAAAGUUAUCGGAACCGAAAAAACACUUUUGCGGGGUGGUUGCCGAAGCGUUCGAGUCCAAAUCGAAUAUUUUGUACGUUCGAUUUUUCGUCACAAAAAUGGGAAUCAAUUCCAAGUUCUCGUUUUUCUACACCGCAUUCACAAAAAAGAAACCGACCGAUGGAAAAAAUACAACGCUAGAGUGCGGAGAGAAUGAGUUCGAUUGCGAUGACGAAACAUGCAUCGAUUUAUCCUUAAAAUGCAACCAGCGUGCAAACUGUAAAUUUCGAAAGGACGAGAUGCAGUGCGGUGAGACCGAAGGUGAUACCAAAGAUUUGUGGGUCAUAAUAGCGGUAUUUAGUGCACUACUUGGUGCCAUGACAUCGGUAUUUCUGUUCAACUGUAUCCGAACGCUAAUUCGAGAUCAGAAAAUUAUUAGAGAAACCAUUCGACAAUCAAAAGAGAGCAAGCUGGAUGAAGCAGGUCGCAUGUCCAUAAAACGGUCUCUAGAGAAUGUAAAUCGAAUAAUUCCUGGUGCUACGGGCUAUGCAAUAGAGCCAAGACUAAAACAAAUACAAGACGAGGAUGCAGGCCAUAUAUUUCGGGAAGCCACAUCGGCAUCGUCAAUAUCAGAUAGUGUAAAUAGGAUUAAUAAAAACCAAUAUAAUUAUAGGGAUGAGCUAAAGAAAAUUUUACGAAAUCCACCACCUGAGGCAUUCAACAAUAACGAACACGCUGAACAAUAUGUAAAUGAAGGUGUAUGUGACAUGGCAUGUCAAACGAGAGAAUCACUAUUUGCGAGUGGAAUUAGCAGCAGCACUAAAUUGCCGCCAUCAAAUACACAAGCACCUGGUACAUAUAAAUUUUCCACUUUCGGCUAUAAUCCACUUGACGAUGACGUCGUCGUCGGUGCACAAGAAAUACCAAUGCAAUCAACUUACGAUCGACGAGAUGCAUCGAUUACGCCAAAAUCAACGUCUCCGGGUGUCGGUGUCGUCUACACCUAUGAACAUCCAAGCAAAUAUGAAACGCCAUCGCCAGCCCCAUCAUCGGCGACAACAACAACAACAUCAUCCAAUCCAUUGCGUACGUUCGGCAGUGGUCCCAAGAAAAAUGCUGUUAAAAUGGAACAAUCACAACUAAUGCUAGAAAUUCGAAAUUCAGCUCCCGAUGUCAUUAUCAUGACCUCGCAUUGAUUUUAAAGGGAACUUUAACAACCAGAAAAGAAGAAGAAGAAGAAUUUUAAAAAAAGAACUACGUUUUAUUAACUGUUCUCGUAACAAUGAACAUUUUAUUGUCACAACUUACUAUUUAAACGAAACGGAUAGAUAAAAAAUAAAUUGAACAAACAAAAUGAAGAUGGAGAAGAGAAAAACAAACAACCAGAGAAAUCAAAAAACAUUAAAUCAAACUAAAAAACACACAGAAUUUAUUCUCGUAUCAACAGCGAACAAGUACACAUACAUAAAAGUAACAUGAUGUAAAAUGAUAAAAUAUACGAUGAAUUUCUAUAUAAAUGA